AUAGUCGAGACGGGAUGAAAAUCAACCAAUUCGGUGGCCAAGUACAUUCUUCCUGAUCAUUCACAACUGAUUCAAGCUGCUUCACUGCGAGAUGCAUGUUGGCAGAAACCCUGUAACUCUGCAUCUGCUAUUGAAGGUAUUGGACGGUGUCUUCGCGAAUGGACUGGUCUAGACUCGACUAAACCAAGUUCUGUUUGUUUUCACCAGGGAACAGGUGAUCUCACAGCUUCGAUGCAGGCCGAGCAAUCACUGCACCAACAAUUUCUAUGCAUUUGGAGCUCAACGCACGGGGCCAAAACAGAGCCUAGAUCUGCAGGUAUUCGUACUUAAGGCAUCCGGGACCAUGGUUGCCUAUCAACUAUGUAAUAACGUUCGCGCCAGAUUAUCUCCACUAUUCUUCUUUCUUAAUCCUUUUACCUCAACUUUCGCCCGUCUUCAAAUUGGUCUAACAAGAUAUCGAUUCUGCUAUCGCCCCUUUCUACACGCACGUUACAAGUGGGCAAUGACUCUAUCCAAAGUUCUGGCCGUGGCUAUAUCAUUGCGAGAUGAUGGUGCCACCCCCGCGUUUUGCAACGGCACAGACACCAGCCCAAUCUCUGUCGGUGCAUGUCAAAUUUAUGUUGUGAAGUUUACCGACGGUACCACCUGGGCAGUCCGGAUUCCCCGACAUACAAACAGUCAUCUGCCGCCAGACUCCAUCUCGACUAUUGUAGAAGCUGAGAUGAGGACGCUGGCUGAGCUUAGUCAAGCUGGCUUCCAUUGGUCACCGAGGCUCAUUGGCGGCGACGCCAGCUUCAAUAACCCGAUCGGACAUCCGUACUUGGUUGUAAACUGGGUCCACGGGUCCGUUCUAAAGUGGACAGACACGACUCCUCACCAGCAACGAGAGAAGAUACUUCGCCAGUUUGUUGAUAUUCAAUUAGAGCUGCUUAACCGGACUAAAAAGUCACAGGACGGGUUCUCAGCUUUGAAGUACCUUCAAGACAUAGUGGACGGCAGAAUCCAGCGGGUAAUCGAUGGGCAGCUACCAGAACUUGACACACGGAGCUGCUUUGUUCAUCGCGCUCUGCUCCGCCACGCCGUCUCCAAUGAUCUCGAUGCAUCGCUUAGCGUUAUCGUACAUGGCAACCUCGCUCCACAUAAGAUCAUCAUCGAUGAAGAGCUUAACAUUAAAGGCAUAAUCGACUGGGAACUAGCCCGACGACGUCCUAUUCAAAUGGGCAUGGGCUUUCCGAGACUACUUAGUGUCGAGCCGGCAAAUACAGAUCUAAACGCGCCUAGGGUUGAUAACACCGUACAAGUGGCCGACGCUCUACGGCCUUCGUCCAAGCUAUUAGCUGAUCGCCAGUUCGUAAUAUCACAUUUGUUAUCUCUUGUACACCAAGAAGCAUUCUUGGGAGUUACAAAAGAACCCUCAAUCGUAGCUACUAUGCUACGGGUUUUGUCGGAAGCCGAUGUUGACUGGAGAGACCGAAUCAUCGAUUCUUGUUUUAGUAAGGGGCUAUGUCGCUGGAUGGCGGCGCGAUCUUGGCUGGCCAACGAAACACGGGAUAUUAGUAGAGUCCCAUCCGAUGAGGAUCUGGACAAGGAGACACAGGAAUUCUUGAAUGCUACGGCUAGGAGUGCAGGCAUGACUAGAGAAGCGCUUCUAGAAACUCUUCUACCUAAGAAAGGAUAAUCAGUAGGCCGGCGUAGUGUUGUGUGAUAUGAGCUGCAAUGGGUCUGUUCAUUCCGCAGCUCGUCGAGUAUAUCGAUGUCUCUUUAGCUUUUCCUUCUACAGGUAAAUUCCAAUCAGAACAAGUCCCUUUCCA
Molecule: messenger RNA, 1811 nt
Organism: Truncatella angustata
Lineage: Eukaryota; Fungi; Ascomycota; Sordariomycetes; Amphisphaeriales; Sporocadaceae
Exons: 3
Coding region: 344-1678 (444 amino acids)
Source: RefSeq, a predicted model, not a curated record